This is a messenger RNA of Penicillium longicatenatum, 1560 nucleotides long. Its product is annotated as Zn(II)2Cys6 transcription factor. The record is from RefSeq and is a predicted model, not a curated record. Lineage: Eukaryota; Fungi; Ascomycota; Eurotiomycetes; Eurotiales; Aspergillaceae. Gene Ontology annotation, molecular function: zinc ion binding; DNA-binding transcription factor activity, RNA polymerase II-specific. The coding region runs from base 1 to 1560 and encodes 519 amino acids. The transcript has 3 exons. Gene Ontology annotation, biological process: regulation of DNA-templated transcription.
AUGGUCGGCGUUCCAGGUAGAUCAAAAGCAUGCAAUACAUGCCUUCAAAGAAAGAUCAAGUGCGACCAAGGUCCCGUACCGUGUAAGCAAUGCCGCUCUUCCAACCGCCUCUGCACGGGCUAUCAACGAAGACGAGGCUACGUGUUCUCAGAAAAAGUCGUCUUACCCAAUACGGCGGCUUCUCAUGAAGAAUCGUCCAUCACCCAUCAAGGGAGGUGGCGUAGGGCCGAGCCCCGACAGACCGGGAAGGCUGCUCCAGUGGCUUGGACUAUCAGCCUACCACAACAUAUUCCAUCUCCUACCCUUAGCUACAUGCAAGCCCCCAGCAAUGUGGUGUUGCGGGAGCAGUUCCACUAUAUCUUCAUGAACAGACACAUGCCGGCAGAAUCAUGGGAUUCACGUCCCCGCUACUCUGUGAGUAAUUGGCUGCUUCUGCUCCAAGGAAGAACAAUUCAGUCACCGGCUUUAGAAAUGUCUGCCACCGCGUUCUUCGCUGCUAGAGUGGGUCAUAUAUAUGGUGAUCGGGAACUGGUCAAUAGGAGCCGUUCUCUAUACAUUGAUAGCCUUGCUCAGGUCCAGCAGGCAUUAAGGAAUCCUUCAAGCCGGUUAUCUGAUGAAACAUUGGCGGCUUGUAUGGCUUUGUCGUUUUAUGAGAUUAGUGAAGGGCCUCCUGGACCAGGAAAUGCUUAUGGGACUCAUUCUAAGGGCGCUGUGAGUCUCCUUAAGAUGCGAGGCCCUGAGGCAUGUGGUGAGUCGCCGCUGGGGCAUGCGUUGUUUUUGGCUUUGCGAAUACAGACGGUUCUAAAAUGUUUGGAUUCUCGUCGUCCUUCAUUUCUAUCCGAGCCUGAGUGGAUGGAGAAGCCCUGGCGCAUGAUACCCAAGUCUCACGCUGACAGAUUGUGGGAUUUGCUUUCUGAUAUAGUGGGUGUGAAUUCCAAGUUCGACAACGCACUCCAGGCAUUCGACCAAAACAACACUCUUCUUCAAGCGGCCCUUGACACCGUCCGUCUUGAAUGCCUUGGGAUUCAUGCAGCUUUACAAACUCUUUACGAUGAGUUCGAACAAACCAUUUCCGGUCCACUAUACUGGCCCGAACUCUCCACACUGGAACUAAAAGGCAAUCCCAACAGCAACGGCGAACAGCCUACGUUAUUCCCUGUCUCGUUCCACUUCUCCAAUUUUCUUGUCGCUCAAUUCCUAGUUACAUACUGGUCAGCCAUGAUGCUGUUGCACCGCCAACUCGCCACAACUUACCAUCAAAUGGCCGCAGUCGAUGGUUCUGUCUUUUUAUCUCGAUCGCAAGAAGCUUCAGAUGAAGUAUACACUAUGGUAACGAACAUAUGCCAGUCAGUCGAAUACCUAAGUCAGCCCCAAAUGGGCGGCGCGGGUUUAUUGGCUGUCAUUGCGCCACUACGCGGAUGCAAGCCUGCACUGAAUAGUGUGGCUGUGUUACAGAACGAGGAAGUCAGUCGGGAAAUUGCUUGGGUCAGCGAGUUCCUCGCACGGACGCAGCGAAGGUUUAAUUUCGAUAUUAGUCUGAGUUUGGAUUUUAGUAGAUAG